AUGUUGGCAGUACCGUCUCCAUCUGCUGAUGCUCUUCCUCAUGAUAAAAUGCUAUCGAUUUUGAUGCAAUCACCUACCAAGUCAAAGAGUACAUUCCAAGUAUCUUCUGAAAACGCUAUAGGGCUUUCGGAGUCGUCAAUGACAAAGUCCGAAGAACAAGAAUCAGCAGUGGCAAGUACAGCUUCAUCUACGAUGCCAAGCACAAUGCUAAGUGACUCUGAAACGUGCUAUUCUUUUGGUAAGCGUUUGUGUGAUGAUGAGGAUUCAAACUCCCUUGGUGAGACGCAAGAAGUGAAUUCAAUAAUAACUCCAAAUGUAUUUCAGCUCUCUAAGAAACAACAAGGUUCCAUAUCUCAUGUCGGUACUAAACGUAGAAGUCAUUCGGCUUUUGGUGAUGCCUUGCAAACCAUAUUUGAAGAGAUCUCAUGGACAAGCGUAUUCAAUGCCAAAUUGAAACGUCUAGAUACAAACAUCUAUGUCAUUAGCAAGCCCCAGGACUUGAAUAGACUUUUGGUGUAUCAACGUUCACAACGAACACCUCAAGAAGGUGCAUUCCCUUAUUUGCACGGAUUAACGUAUGCUAAACAACGGACAUUCUUCAACGAAAGUCUUGAUGAUAUUGAUAUUGCAUCCACACCUUUUGGUUCCCACUUUCAUCUUAUGAUCUUUAAGGAUCUGAGUUGUUCUUCGGAUAUGCCUUCGCUCUUGUGUAACACCUUGGACUACAACGAGUCUCUCUUCACACAGGCUCUGUUCAGCGAUUACACCAAGUUGAUUGUCAAGAAGAUGAAGAGACAAGCCAUGAGCAAUCGUAACUUUGUUCAACAAGUUCAAACCAUGCUGCCCGUGUCCAACUUUUUGGUAUACGGCAACAAGAAGGAACGGAUUGCAAGAUCAUUACUGUCUAAAUCUGAUACCUCGUCACAGUCAAUAUAUGUGAUUGACCCAGAGUAUCCUGUUUCAUUCUGGAAGAAUAUCAAGAGUCAAUUUAUCGACACUGAAACCUCUAAACAGAUUGUGCCAGGAACAAUCUCAAUGGCCACCCAUGGUUUCCUCAAGCCUCCAAGCCGGUUCUUGGAGUUGGAGCAGAAUUUGAUCUGGAUGCUCAAUAAGGCUCGUCCUUUAAAUUAUAAGGGGUUGAGGAACAUCACGGUGGGGACUGUUAUUGAUUACCGUCACGAGCAGGCUCGUAGAGAAUCAAAAUACGAUAUGAUUAUCAAAUGUCAUGAAUAUGCUCAACUUCCUUCGUUUGAAGAUUUAUACCUUGUUACAAACGAAGGUUAUGAUGAUUCCAUUGUAGCUGAGUUUGAUUUCCCAGCUUCAGGGUCUGUGGCAUAUCAAGAGUGGACUAAUCCAGAGAUGCUUUUGGCAAUACUCAACUUUUUAAAGGUUAUCCAUCAAUUUACAGCUCAGGGUAAACAGAUUAUGAUAUACUCGUUUGAUGGAUUGACUGGGGUUUCUCUUUUGAUAAUUGCUGUAUGUUUUAUGUUGGAUGACAACAGUGCAAUGACACUACACGAGUCAAUGUUGCAGCUUCUUUCGCAAGAACGGUUGUAUUUCUUCAAACAAGACUUUUUGGUGUUGGAACACUUGGCAACGUUUAUUCGUCAAUUGAAGAAACAUCCAGAGAUUUUAAACCGCAAGGGGUUGAUUUCAGACUUUUCCUUUGCAUUAGAAGACCCUAUAACCAAAACUUUGUGUCAAUCGCUACCUCCUACUAGUCCCCAUGACCAUCGUUUUGAUUUGGGACUGGUUAGUCAAUCGUUAGAGGUGUUGAGUGAGAAGAUGGAGUUUGAAGACGAUUGGUUUAGCCAAGAUUUAUCAGACUACAAUUUCCCUUCACGUAUUACACGGAAUGUGUAUUUGGGAUCGUUUCAACAUGCCAACUCUUAUUCUGUGUUGCAGGGUCUUAAGAUUACCAGAUUGGUAUCAAUGGGAGAAAGACCGCAUGUGCUUGGUAAUGUGAAGUUUGACUUUGAAGACAUGGAACACGGUGUUAAGCCCAUAUUUGUAUGCAAACGGAGUGAAUGCAAAAUCUACGAGGUCAACCUUGACACUCUGGAUAAGGAUUCGGUAAUACAUCUGCUUAAGACCGUGGUUUAUGUACAUAAGAUCAACGAUGACGGUCGUGAUCUGUUGGCCGAACUCUUGAUGGAAUGUCCUGAGGAAAUACAGGCCAAAUUCUUGAUUGAUCCCUUGGGUAUCCGUCAAGUUGGUUCAAGUAAUACCGAUGAUGAACGGGUGUUGGUACAUUGUCGCAUUGGGGUGAGCCGUUCGGCUUCAAUAGUUGUCGCAACAAUCAUGAAACAUAUGAGAAUGAACUUAGCGGAUGCAUACAUGUUUGUCCGUGUUCGGAGGUUGAAUAUCAUCAUACAACCUAAUUUGCGCUUCUUUUUCGAUCUAUACUUGUAUGAAGAGCAUUUGGGCUUGGAGAGACGGUAUCAGUGGAGUUAUCUUUGUCACGAGAUUGGUGAGUUGAAUGUACACUAUCUUAAAUAG
Messenger RNA from Lizanozyma spartinae, 2499 nucleotides. Its product is annotated as Pps1p. The record is from RefSeq and is a predicted model, not a curated record. Bases 1 to 2499 code for a protein of 832 amino acids. NCBI's taxonomy places the organism in Eukaryota, Fungi, Ascomycota, Pichiomycetes, Serinales, Debaryomycetaceae. The transcript has a single exon. Gene Ontology annotation, biological process: protein dephosphorylation; nuclear DNA replication. Gene Ontology annotation, molecular function: protein tyrosine/serine/threonine phosphatase activity.